AUGGGCAACUGGCCGAGCAACACUCUCUUCUUCCCGCUGUUCACGCCCGCAACGCUCGGCUCAUUCAUUGCGCUCUACGAACACAAGAUCUUUACGCAGGGCCUCAUCCGGGCAUCAACAUAUUUGGUGCAUCCGAUGGGUGUCGAACUUGGCAAGAUACUCACAAAGAAUAUUUUGGCACCGCUGGAUAAGCCUGCGGACAUUAAGGGUCACACCAGCUCGGUGUGUUAUUUUCUUUGCAGCACUGCAUCCGCUGUCGGGCCUUCCCGUUUGCUGCCAGCUGACAACUAUCGCGUGCGGACGUCCGGUCUCAUCCGCUAUCACCAGAAGCACCGAAAUGAGUGA
Molecule: messenger RNA, 345 nt
Organism: Heterobasidion irregulare TC 32-1
Lineage: Eukaryota; Fungi; Basidiomycota; Agaricomycetes; Russulales; Bondarzewiaceae
Exons: 2
Coding region: 1-345 (114 amino acids)
Biological process (GO): gluconeogenesis; carbohydrate derivative metabolic process; glycolytic process
Molecular function (GO): glucose-6-phosphate isomerase activity; carbohydrate derivative binding
Source: RefSeq, a predicted model, not a curated record